Molecule: messenger RNA, 1724 nt
Organism: Triticum aestivum (bread wheat)
Lineage: Eukaryota; Viridiplantae; Streptophyta; Magnoliopsida; Poales; Poaceae
Exons: 2
Coding region: 879-1490 (203 amino acids)
Source: RefSeq, a predicted model, not a curated record
UUAUUCGCCCACUGAUUUAAACUUUCCGGACUUCUUUUUUGGAUCCGAGUCGUGCAGGUCCUUAGUUUGGGUGUUGAGUAUUGGUGUUAGCCAAUGCGUUCCUUACUUAAGCCGAUUAUUAAGGAUUUGGUUGGUUCUUGGUUGCUAGAUCCGUGUGAAGGCCUACCUCUUCGGCCUGUUCUUCAGUGUAUGCGUUAGUGGGAUCUUAGCUCGGUGCUGCGGAUUUUCUUUCUUUUGUAUUCUAUGAAACUCAGUCAGGAAGCAAUUGUUGCGUACUUUGGAACAUAUCUUGUUGGGAUUAGCUCAUUAUGAACUUGUUGUCAAUCUGUAUUUGCAGUUUCUUUAUGUUUUUUUAAUCUCUUUAGAAGUAUGUUAGAGUGUGCGCUCCGGUUCAUUGCAUUUUUCGCAUGGGAUUGGCGGCUUAGUUAUGGCAUAUGUGUGGUACGAGUGAAUCAAGAGCCCUUUAGGCUUCGAUGCAGUUUGGGAGUACAUUAGGCAUGUGAUCAUGUUUAGGUGAACUCUUCAAUUAUUUGCUCAGCUAAAACUGGAUCGGUUGGAUAUAAUUGGGAACCUUAUAUGUUUCUUGAUUGCAUAGUAACCAACGAAGGGCCUAGACAAGAAUGCCUGCUGCAGUAGAGAUAUCCAUGCCCUGUUGAAUGAGAUGGCAGAAUUUAUGUCAUUUACUACUCGACAAAGCGAUGUGCGGCUCAUAUACUGCUACUGAUUUAUAUUCAUGAGACGGUAGUGUAUAUCUCCAUUGCAAGUAUAGUGAGCAUUGAAUCUGAUUUUGCUUCCCUUGUAGCACAGUAGACUAGUUAAUGAAGGGGAAGUUUAAGAGCAGAAGAAUAUAGUUAAUGGUUCCUGGAUGAGAAGUGGAAAUGCUACUGGCUGUGGAAGGAGGAGGUUUCUUCUCAUCGUCAGCUUCAGGAUACAGUCAUGGCCUUGCUCUUUUGCUGCUUGGACGGAAAGAAGAAGAGAAGCCUGUCAAGGCAUGGAGUCAGUACCGACUAGUCGAUGGGGAAGCUGAGCAUGUGUAUCAUCUGGCUAACACGAAAAACCAAGCUCCCCGUAAAUGUGCUCCCUUCAUCUGCUUCGGUAGCACUGCUUUGGAGCUCGAAGGGGCGUCUCCUCCGAAAUUGAGUUCAAGCAACACUUUGGACUCUUUGGAAGAGCCAUCCCGUUCAACAAAGAAGAAGGUUACCACUAAUGGUUCCAUAACUGGAGAUGAGAGAAAAGGUUGUCUUAAGAGCAACUCAAAAAGGGAUUCGUCAGAGCAUUGUAUAGUGGUGAGUGAAGAUGAAGAACCACGUGAGUCACUGGAAGAGGUGCAAACCUUGAAAUCUGGUAUAGAACGGAGAAAAGUUCAAUGGACUGAUACAUGUGGAAAGAAGCUUUUUGAGAUAAGGGAAUUCGAAGCCAGCGAUGGAAGUUUGUCAGAUGAUGAACUGGAAAAUGAGGGUUUCAGGAAGUGUGAGUGUGUGAUUCAGUAGAUUUUUCGUCUGCCAUUUGAAACAAUGGAUAGCUGCAGCUUUUCUGCUAGGAUAUGCUUAUGCUGCCAACUUCUCAACAAUCUGGGUGAUACCUGUGGCUUGAAGUUAAACAAGCAAAGGAUGAUCAUAUAUGUCUGCUUUCCUGUUAGCUAGCUUGUACGGUAGGGUUGCAGUUUUGAUGCCCGCUGUAUCAUAUCAAGAUUUGACCCAUUUAUUUAUUUUCGCCUUAUUUUC